Molecule: messenger RNA, 418 nt
Organism: Aspergillus uvarum CBS 121591
Lineage: Eukaryota; Fungi; Ascomycota; Eurotiomycetes; Eurotiales; Aspergillaceae
Exons: 2
Coding region: 79-276 (65 amino acids)
Source: RefSeq, a predicted model, not a curated record
AGAUUUUCGCUUGACAUUUCAAACCACCAGAGUUUGAAAACAGAAAGAAAUCCACAGACAAGGCCAUGGAAGGACUGGAUGAGAGAGCAAGAAUCCCUUCAGGAAUCUGUAACUACAGUCCCAAUACACAUCCUCUCUGGGUGUCUCGCCCUGCAGAAGUUCAUCCUCAGAUUAGAGGGGCAACGUGUGGCCGACUUAGAGAAGCAGUUCGAUGAGUCGAUUUGCGAACAUCUCCACGGGUCCAGUGGCGGAAUCUCCGUGCGCACUUCGAUUUGAUAGGUAGGCUGGUAUCUGCCUGACCACCGACAGAUGAUGGGAUAGUGCUGGAGAAUAUACCGCAGUUGGUUUGGUAGGCGAGAGAAUUCGGUUGAUCUGCUGCUAUGGCUGGAAGUGAGCAUGGAAGCCAUAAAGAAGUCGG